Aphis gossypii (cotton aphid) is the source of this 3292-nucleotide messenger RNA. RefSeq names its product ras-related protein Rab-37 (gene Rab26). Gene Ontology annotation, biological process: regulation of exocytosis; protein secretion. Gene Ontology annotation, molecular function: GTPase activity; GTP binding. Lineage: Eukaryota; Metazoa; Arthropoda; Insecta; Hemiptera; Aphididae. Gene Ontology annotation, cellular component: endosome; Golgi apparatus. The transcript has 7 exons. The record is from RefSeq and is a predicted model, not a curated record. The coding region runs from base 1809 to 2633 and encodes 274 amino acids.
AAAAAAAAAAUCUAAUAAAAUAGCAAAAAUAUUAUACAUAAUAUACUACAAAAUACAUAAAUAUAAUAAAAUAUAUGAACACGUUUUAUUACGUGCGUAAUUCAGCUCUCUGAUAAUGUCCGAUGAACUCCGGACUAAUUCCAAUAUUUUCUUACUCAUCUUUAAAUAUUUGUAUCUCACAUUACAGAUUUUUAAACUCCAUAUCUUAUCCGCAAUGAAUUUUAUAAUGAUAAGAGGUCAACUUCACUGUUCUCUCAAACUUCGGGGGUACCUGGGUUAUUUAAUAAGUUGCGUUUCGUAUACAACUAUAAAGAUUAUAAUUUUUUUAAUUGCUGUGUUGAACUGUGUAUAAUAUAAUUUCAAACUCAAUCAAUCAUACAUUUUUUUUUAAGGGGGGGGAUUGUUUGAAUAUUUGUUAAAAUAAUAUUAGUUUCAGUCAUAAUGAUUUGAUACAAUUAGUUUAUAAAUCAGUAAACAGAGUUAGAGAUUUGAACAACAACCUUGCAGUGCCCACGCUGUUAUGUCUAUAAUAACAUAAUUGUGUCAAAUAUGCACGUUAUCAAAUAUUGACUUUACGUACUUAUUAUUCGGGAUUCUGUUUUUAAACUUUUAUUACUUCGUGAAACACUAUGUUAAAUAUACUAUAUUAGACUGCAGGAUCACAAAUUAUACGGUAGAUAAUAAUAUUAUCGUCGCGGUUUAGUAUAUCUCAUGACUUAUAAUAGAAAUAAUCGGAUAGUUAUUUUUUGUAAAAAUUAAAUUUCGUUAAAAAUUACAUCGAGUAGGUAUAGACGAUCCAUUUUCACGAAACAAGAUCGUAUGAAUUUGACCAUUUUUUGACAUAUUUUCCAUAUAGACUAGGUACCUAUAUAUAGUUUGUGUUAGUCGAUUUUGUAAACUUGACCAUUAUUCCGUUAUUUUUUCAUAAUUACUCAUCGUCUACCGACGCGCGUAUACAAAAACAAACACAAUAAUAUUAUUCUACAAUAUUGUGUAACAAUAUAAUAAUACGAAUUUGUGACGUUGCGCGUAACGCGCGCAAACAUAUUAUAACACAGUGUGUAUUAUUAUAAUUUACAAUAAUAGAGUAUAUGAUAAUAGCGAUAUACUUGAUAAUAAUAAUAACGCGAUGUAUCCGCGGACGAAUUAGACGUACACGGCGGGACGCGCAUCAUUAGCCCCCAGACGGUAACUAUGGAUACGCCCGGGAAAGCCAUAAGCUCGCGCGCUCCCUCACAGACCGUAUCGUGAAAUGCGAUGCGUGUGCGCCGCGCGCGCGUGUGUGUGUGUGUGUGUGUGUGUACGCGCGUGAUCGGCGCGAAAUGUAUACGCUCACGCUCGCGCGCACGCCGCCGCCGCGAGUGGCCGGGCGGGACGGGGAGGACGACGCUGCUGGUUGAAAAGUUUCCGCGCGCGCCACAAGUGUUCAGAUACGGGACCGUGGCAACAGUUCGCGUGCCGUCAGCAGCGCAUGUGUCGUCGUCAGAGACACCGCCGCUGUCGCUUAUUGAAGGCCCUCUUCGCGGUACCACCACAAUACGCAGACCGCGCGUAGACGUGCUCGACGUUAUCUUUGUCGCUGUCGUCGUCGUAUUCAACUGACCGUUAUUUUCUUCUCGUUUACGGACCAUGACCGUGUGAGUGGUGUUGUCUGUAAAUCAUAACAUUACGAUAUCAUGACGUGCAGUGCGACCGAGCGCGAAAUGUUCGCUAAAGUGCAGUGAAACGUCUACGUCACGCGUCUGCCAGUCAUAAUAAUAAUACGUUAACACCGCUUCGACGGUAUAAUAAUAUAACCUACUAGCGCGAUGUCGUCUGACGACCGGGUGUUCGAACGACGGAUCGUGUCCAAGCGGAGGACUUCCGCCAACUUGGAGGACACGCCGGAGAAGCAAUGUCCGAACGGUUGGGCCGGCGUCGUGGCUGCCGCCGCGGCGGCCGCGUCGUCUUCGUCGUCGUCGCUCCGGCAAAAGGCGGCCGCCUGCAAGAUCUCGCAGAGGACGACGUUUCAACCGCAUCCCGAUUCCAUUUGCGAUUGGUUCUUCAAAGUGAUGGUACUUGGCGAUUCCGGAGUUGGGAAGACUUGUCUGUUGGUCCGUUUCAGAGACGAUAUGUUCUUGGGUGGCAAUUAUAUUUCUACCGUUGGUGUAGACUUCAGGAAUAAAAUUAUAUCUGUUGACGACUCCAAAGUCAAGCUACAGAUAUGGGACACUGCAGGUCAAGAACGAUUUAGAAGCGUAACACACGCUUAUUACAGAGAUGCUCACGCACUUUUACUUUUGUACGAUGUAACUAACAAAGUAAGUUUUGACAACACACGAGCGUGGUUGAGUGAAAUUCGAGAUUAUGCUAAUGAUCAAGUAGUCAUAAUGUUAAUAGGAAAUAAAGCUGAUUGCAGUUUAAAUGAUAGAAUGGUGAAAAGAGAAGACGGAGAACAAUUAGCCAAGGAAUAUUCAGUCACUUUUAUGGAGACUUCUGCAAAAUCGGGUUUUAAUGUCGAAAUCGCUUUUAUGGCUGUUGCAAGGGAAUUAUUAUUCAGAAAAACAGGGAUAGAAAAAAAAGGAUCUUUUAAUGUACAAGAUUAUGUAAAAGAACAAACUAAAACCAAUUGUCCUGCAUGUACUACAACAUAAUACAUUUUAUGUGACUUGGUCAAUGACGAGAUAUUCUCAACAACCACUAUACUUAUACAGAAGAGUGACUUCCUGAUUUUUUUAAUUUAAUACAAAUAAUAUAAUAAAUUGUGACUUGUGUUUAUAAAUGGCCAUGAAGUAGUCCUUUGUCUGUAAUUACAGUAUUACGAAUGAUGCGGCAAGUAGUCCCAACCACUAAUAGGUACAAACAACAGUAGGUACCCAUGAACCAAUACUACUGAAAUGAUUUAAAUUUAAUCGUUUUAUAAAGAAAUACGAUAUAUAAAUCGUCAUAUUAAAUAUUCGUUAUUAUUAACUAUCAGUCUUGUUGUGUUUCAAAAUCAUACAUUCAUUUCUAUUUCUAGGCUUCUAGCUGUUGUUCGUAUUGUAUUGUAUUGUAUUGUAUUUAUUUGGCUAUUACAUUAUAUAGGUACCUAUGUACAGCAUACGUCUUAUUAGUUAAUCACUUUAUCACAUUAAACAACAAAAUUGUAUAAUUACGCUUGUAUAUUAACAUUAUUAACUAUUAUAUGAAAAAUUGAAAAUUAUUUAGCUAUUAUUGUCAUAAACGUAGAUAAUAAACAUAAUAAUAUAGCAAAUAAACAAAUUUAUUUUAAAUAUUGUAUUUAUAUUUUAUACAUAUAUAGCUAUGAAUAUUU